This is a messenger RNA of Rhagoletis zephyria (snowberry fruit fly), 684 nucleotides long. The record is from RefSeq and is a predicted model, not a curated record. NCBI's taxonomy places the organism in Eukaryota, Metazoa, Arthropoda, Insecta, Diptera, Tephritidae.
AUGGAUGCUAACAGAGCCAGGACGGCCAACAACCAGGACCAGAAGUGGCAGAAGGAUGCGGUCGACCAGAACUUUGACUACAUGUUCAAGAUUCUCAUCAUCGGGAACAGCAGUGUUGGCAAGACGUCAUUUCUCUUUCGGUACGCUGACGACUCCUUCACGUCUGCGUUCGUCAGCACAGUUGGCAUUGACUUUAAAGUGAAGACCGUCUUCCGACAGGACAAACGAGUGAAGCUGCAAAUUUGGGACACGGCUGGCCAAGAACGCUAUCGAACGAUUACCACUGCCUACUAUCGUGGUGCAAUGGGCUUCAUUCUCAUGUACGAUGUUACCAAUGAGGAGUCAUUUAACAGCGUCCAGGACUGGGUAACCCAGAUCAAGACGUACUCCUGGGACAACGCUCAGGUCAUUCUGGUGGGGAACAAAUGUGACAUGGAGGAGGAACGAGUGGUGUCCUACGAACGAGGCAAACAGCUGGCAGACCAGCUGGGACUUGAGUUCUUCGAGACCUCCGCCAAGGAGAACAUCAACGUGAAGGCCGUCUUUGAACGCUUAGUGGACAUUAUCUGCGACAAAAUGUCCGAGAGCCUUGACUCUGAUCCGACGAUGGUGAACGCGUCCAAGGGCACUCGAUUGACCGACAACCCUGCUCCAGGGCAGAACAGCAGCAGUUGCCAGUGCUAG